This is a messenger RNA of Amaranthus tricolor (Joseph's coat), 1981 nucleotides long. RefSeq lists its product as uncharacterized. The coding region runs from base 120 to 1718 and encodes 532 amino acids. The record is from RefSeq and is a predicted model, not a curated record. Gene Ontology annotation, cellular component: Golgi apparatus; membrane. The transcript is spliced from 5 exons. Lineage: Eukaryota; Viridiplantae; Streptophyta; Magnoliopsida; Caryophyllales; Amaranthaceae. Gene Ontology annotation, biological process: transport.
CAUCAAACUAAAAAAUUAGGCACAUUUCAUUGUCAUCGGUGUUGAAUGUUGAUCCAAUGAUUCUCUUGUCUCUUUCCCUGCUCCCUACUUUCUAGAGAGAGAAACUAAAAACGUUAACAAUGGAGGAGAGAGAUUUUCUGGUAAAAUUACGAUUACGUUUUAUCUUAGGGUUAAUGAUCAUCUUUUUCAAUUCAAUUGAGUUAGUUCAAGGUUCAAUUCACGAUUACAGAAAUGAAAAAUUCAUUCCUCAAUCUAACGCCUUCUUCUUCCAUGGCGGUAGUGAAGGUCUCUAUGCUUCUAAGGUUUCUGAUCACUCUUCUUCAUCUCCUUCCGAAAAUGGUUAUAAAGGCAGGUCUUUUAUCAGAUUUGAAUCCAUCAUCUUUACAAGAACAAAAGAGUCAGCAGAAAAGCAGAAUGGGUGGCAGCAAUUAACUGGUACUAUUGAAGCUAUCAUAGUUGAGGUGAAAGACCGAGAAAGGAUUGGUGGAACAUAUCUUAAAACUGAUGCAAUCUGUUGUAACCAAACCCUAGCAAGUGAGGGACAUUGCAAGGUUGGUGAGGUUAUAAUGCAGAAAAAUCCAGAGAAUCGUGAUUGGCCAAAACGGAUCAAGAUCUUCUUUGAAGCAAAGAGUCAAACAGCCUCGAUGUCUCUCCAGUCUGUUGAGAUUAACAGCACGGGAAUGUAUUAUCUGUACUUUAUGUUUUGUGAUCCGACACUAAAGGGUACAACACUAAGUGGAAGAACUGUUUGGAAGAACCCAAAUGGUUACUUGCCAGGCAAAAUGAUUCCUUUGAUGACAUUUUAUGGCUCCAUAUCUUUAGCGUAUCUUUUGUUAGGACUGUGUUGGCUACUGCGGUUUGUUCAGUUCUGGAAAGAUAUUACACAGCUGCAUUAUCACAUUACAGCAGUGAUUGCCCUUGGUAUGCUUGAAAUGACAUUAUGGUAUUUUGACUAUUCAAAUCUAAAUGCAACUGGUGUUCGACCUAUGGGGGUCACUAUGUGGGCGGUUACCUUUACUGCUGUGAAGAAGACUGUUUCCCGCCUUCUUCUUUUGGUCGUUUCCAUGGGGUAUGGUGUUGUCAAACCAACAUUAGGAGCUAUCACAUCGAAGGUUCUUCUUUUUGGAGCUGUAUACUUUUUGGCUUCAGAAGCACUUGAACUGUAUGAGCAUUUGGGAAAUAUUAAUGAUUUCUCUGGGAAUACGAAGCUAGUUCUGGUGUUGCCUGUUGUGUUCCUGGACACAUGCUUCAUUCUAUGGAUCUUCUCAUCGCUUUCAAAGACUCUGGAGAAGCUUCAGAUUCGUAGAAGUGUGGCUAAGUUAGAGCUCUACCGGAAAUAUACAAAUUCCCUUGCAAUUUUUGUGAUACUGUCGAUUGCGUGGAUUGGUUACGAGUUGUAUUUUAAUGCAACUGAUCCUUUGAGCGAGCUUUGGAGAAUUGCAUGGAUCAUUCCUGCCUUUUGGGCUUUGCUUGCAUACUCUCUUUUAGCUGUGAUAUGUGUUCUGUGGGCGCCUUCUCGCAAUCCUACAAGGUAUGCUUAUUUGGAAGAUUCAGGCGAUGACUUUGACGAAGAGGGUGUUGCACUAACAAGUAGUGGAGUCAUGAUUGCUGCUGAUAUGGCGAGUAAGCUUGAAAGGAAAGAGAGAAAAGGAUCAAGCUCAACAGAUCAUGUGUUCGUUGGGGUUAGGGAGGAACUAGAGGAGGACAAGCGAGAGUAAAGGGUGCUGACUGUCGAGCAGCAACUGUUUCUCUGAUUAUCUGCUCCCUAAGGUUACUUCGUUCUUGCUUAUAGCAAAGAGUUUUACUUGCUCAUCCUUGAUCUGGUGUAUUAUUGUACAUACAGGGACGAAGAUUAGCAUAGACUUUAGCAUUAGGAGGAGGCCGUUUCGCCAGUUAUGGCUUUAUUGUAACUAAUCUGGAAAAGGACACUUAUUGUUUUCGGGCUUGGUGCAAUAAAGCUUGCAGGAUUUUCUUGAAUGCA